Molecule: messenger RNA, 1254 nt
Organism: Meira miltonrushii
Lineage: Eukaryota; Fungi; Basidiomycota; Exobasidiomycetes; Exobasidiales; Brachybasidiaceae
Exons: 1
Coding region: 1-1254 (417 amino acids)
Biological process (GO): regulation of transcription by RNA polymerase II
Cellular component (GO): nucleus; NuA4 histone acetyltransferase complex
Source: RefSeq, a predicted model, not a curated record
AUGUCAUCGCGGCGUAGUUCAGCAAUAGCAACAGCAGAAGCAAGCUUGCAAGGAUCACGAUCAGGAUCACCAAAUGAUAUUCAGGGUGAUAGAAGUAUGACAGAUUUGACAAAUAUAGUAAACGAAGAGGAAGAAACAGGAAGUAGAAGUGGAAGUGUAUCAACUAGCAGUUACAUUCAACGAUCUCCACAGCUGGAUAUAGCAUUCUUGCAUUCAAUCUCCACUCAUCGUCCUUUAGGUCCACAUAAACACUUCAACGUCAUUCCUGUUCUCAUCACACUCGAUCGAACCAUUCGACAAAUUGGAGCACGAAGGAGAGAUGCAAGUACAAGUGAACCUCUAGAAGACGUUGAAGAAGAGAAUAGCGAUGAAGAAGAAAGUUCAAAUAAGAGAAAAAGAAACGAUCGUUCACCUUCUACAAGCAGAAAAGCAAUCAAGAAAGAAGAUACAGACGAUGAUAUUCUACUAGAUGCAGCAUAUGUGGCAACAACAUCCGCAAUACCAGUAGACGGCGAAAUGGUAUGGCAAAGAUUAAGUGAACUGUACGACGUGGAAGGGUUGGAAGAACUUGAAGAUGGAGCAGUGGAUGGAGAGGAUGAUUCACCCUUUUACACAUCUCCGCCUCCUACUUAUUUCUCAGUAGCUACACGAAAGGUACUAGGCGAAAAGAUCAAGUCCAAACCUGUCUUUGGAUUCGGCGGUUCAUUGAUCAAGUUGCCGGAAUCAGCCACCCCCACACCCGCCAAACCAUCAGGUCGACAGCAGAAACAAUCAAGAACAAAAGCAGCACAAGACGAAGACGAUGAAGAUGAAGAGGAGCAUAUUGCAGACUUUGAGCUGGGACCGUGGGAAGAGUACGAAGAUUUGAUCGCACCUAGGCGUUUAAAGAGUUAUGCUCCCGAUGAAGGACCAAGUGAAUCAGAUGAAGAUCUAAGCGAGCCAAGUAUAGAACAAAAGGUUGCAUUAGGAGCACAAGAUGAAGACGAUGACAUUGAAGCCAAAGAUGAAGACGAAGAUGAAGAAAGCGAAGAGGACGAAGGAGAUGAAGACGAAGAUGAGGAAGAAGACGACGACGAUGACGAAGAAGAGGAGAAAAAGCCUUCAAGACGAAAGGGCAACUCGUCAUCCCGACGAGCGCCUGCCAAUGCUAGACGCAAAAGUGGAACUGCAUCCGCAACGCCUACAGCAUCAGCUUCAGCCUCUACAAGAGCAUCUAGAAGUUCCGCCAAACCUCGUAGAUCAGCACGAAGGUGA